Messenger RNA from Ixodes scapularis (black-legged tick), 3263 nucleotides. RefSeq names its product histone deacetylase 6. Gene Ontology annotation, cellular component: histone deacetylase complex. The coding region runs from base 156 to 3146 and encodes 996 amino acids. The record is from RefSeq and is a predicted model, not a curated record. The transcript has 34 exons. NCBI's taxonomy places the organism in Eukaryota, Metazoa, Arthropoda, Arachnida, Ixodida, Ixodidae. Gene Ontology annotation, molecular function: histone deacetylase activity; zinc ion binding. Gene Ontology annotation, biological process: chromatin organization.
GUGUUUUCCUACGUCGGCUGUCCAAUAAAACGAUAAAACUACCCCGUAACUCUCGAAAGCUUUCUGCUUGCCAUAUCAUAGCCGCCGGACAAGAGAUGCCAUCGUGAAGAAGAUGGCUUCUAGUGACGGAGACUGAAGACUUCUUCGUUCCCGAAAUGACGGAGGCAGACUCUCCCCGUCGGUCGCCCCGACCCAGCGCCGGGCCUCCGCCCCGGGGGACGGGCCUGGUGUACGACGAGCGGAUGGCGGAGCACCUGUGCCUCUGGGACCCCGAAUACCCAGAGUGUCCCGAGAGACUGACCAAGAGCUGGGAGCGGUGCGUCGAGUACGGCCUGGUCGACCGCUGCGUCCGGAUACCGGCGAGGUUUGCGGAAGAAGACGAGGUGCUGACGUUGCACGGGCCUUCACAUCUGGAGAUGCUGAAGAGCACGAGAGGAAAAACCGAUGAUGCGGAGCUGGAGAAACUGUGUACACGAUUUGAUUCCAUCUAUAUUCAUCCUAGCACCUACGACCUGGCACUGAUGGCUGUGGGUUCAACAAAGGACCUUAUCACUGCAGUUGUGAAGGGAGAGGUGCGCAAUGGCAUGGCUCUUGUCAGACCGCCCGGUCAUCAUGCCAUGGGGAGUGAAUACUGUGGCUACUGCUUCUUCAACAACGUCGCCAUUGCGGCCGACCAUGCGGUGAAGCAUCUCAACGUGAACAGGGUGCUGAUUGUUGACUGGGAUGUUCACCAUGGCCAAGCAACACAGUACAUGUUCUACGACAACCCAAAGGUGCUGUACCUGUCCGUCCAUCGUUACGAGCACGGGGAGUUCUGGCCCGAGCUACGGGAAUCCAACUUCAACUACGUCGGGAAGGGAGAGGGGGCAGGUUACAACAUCAACAUUCCACUCAACAAGGUUGGAAUGGGUAACGCAGAUUACAUGGCCAUUUUCAACAACAUUGUGCUUCCUGUCGCAUAUGAGUAUCAACCUGAGCUGGUCAUAAUCUCGUCCGGUUACGAUGCUGCCAUUGGCUGUCCAGAGGGUCACAUGGAGGUGACGCCAUGUGCAUAUGCACACAUGCUCAACUCUCUCAUGGCUCUCGCCGGUGGAAAAGUCUGCGUUGUGCUUGAGGGGGGCUACUGCAUCUCCUCGCUGGCGGAAGGCGUGGCCCUGACCCUGAGGACCCUUCUGGGCGACCCGUGCCCUGAUCUGGGUCCCCUGGGCAAGCCCUGCGACAGCAUCACGGACACGAUCCUGGAUGUCAUCUCAGUACACCGUCCGUACUGGAAGAGCCUCCAGUUUCAGGGAACCUUUUCCCAGGAGUCCACAGGUCUCUCACCCAGGGCAUUCCACUCCACAAGGAGGGAACACCUUCCCAAGAUUGAGUACCGGGGUCAGCUUGGCGUACGGCGGCCCGACGCGUUCCCGACGCGCAGCGCCUACUACAUCCACGACGCCGGCACUAAGUCUCGCCUGGAGCGGGAGAUCGAGGCCCUGAGGAAGGCGACGGAUCUCGGCGUGGCGCCGCACUGGACCUGCCUCGUCUUCGACCAGAAGAUGGCGCUCCACCGGUGCAUCAACGAGCGGGGUCAUCCCGAAAAGCCCGAGCGCAUUCUCAACAUCUGGAAGAUUUUGGGGAAGCGCGGCCUCAUCGACAAGUGCCUGCUCUUGGAGUCAAGGCCGGCCACGAUCGAGGAACUCCUGCUGGUCCACGACAAGGCCUACGUCGAAAAGAUGCGCAACUCCCAGGAGCUGAACAAACCAGACCUCAUCAAGCUGCAAUACACCUUCUCCUCUGUAUAUCUUUGCGCCGACACGUUCCAGUCUGCCCUGCUGGCUGCAGGUUCCCUCCUUCAGGUUGUGGAUGCAGUCUGCUCUCGGAAGUGUCGGAACGGCGUGGCCGUGGUUCGUCCCCCGGGGCAUCACGCGGAGCGCGACAUGGCCAGUGGCUUUUGUAUCUUCAGCAAUGUCGCCAUCGCCGCCGCUUACGCCCUUGAAAGACACGGGCUGCAACGGAUUCUCGUGCUGGACUGGGAUGUGCACCACGGCAAUGGAACGCAGCACGCAUUCUACGGCGACCCGAGGGUGCUGUACAUGUCGAUCCACCGGCACGAUCACGGGAUGUUCUUUCCCUGUUCCUCCGACGCCGACUACUGCGCCGUCGGCGAAGGGGACGGAAGGGGCUUCAACGUCAACGUUGCCUGGAACUCGGACGGCUUGACGGACGGCGACUACUUUGCGGCAUUCUUCCAUGUGAUACUUCCCAUCGCCUACAUGUAUUCGCCCGAGCUCGUGCUGGUGUCAUGUGGAUUCGACAGCUGUGUUGGCGACUGCCUGGGAAAUUGCCGAGUCACCGCCGAGGCCUACGGACAUUUCUCUCACCUGCUCACCUCGCUGGCUCAGGGGAGAGUGAUCCUCGCUUUGGAGGGAGGCUACAAUCUUUCCAAAAUCCCAUCAGCCAUGAGCCACUGCGUGGGUGCCCUGCUUGGGGAGAAACCUCCCCCCCUGCGUCAAAACUUGGCCCCUUCUGCCAGCGCAGUAAAGUCCAUCCUUCACACCGUGGAAGCUCAUAAGCAGUUCUGGAGUUGUCUUCGAUUUGAUGCUGACCUGCCGACGGAAGAACUCCUAAUCUCCAAAGGCAUAAUAAAAGUUGAAGAAGAAGAUGAAGGAGGCACCGUUAAACAGGUGACAGGGUGCCCGUCUAGUCAAAGCAUCCGGUCGUCCCGCUCCGAGGUGGAAACCGGCGCGGCGGCGCUGCCCACGGACGACGGCGAGGCUGGGUUGCCCAUUUCCGCCGCCGGCCUUGUGCUCGAAGAUAUGGACGCCCCGUACUGCGUCCAGCCGGAGCCCUGGUGCCCUCACCUGAACGACCUGCCCCCACUGCCCCCCUCGGGGCUCUGCGACCCCCACGACCCCUGCCUCGUAUGUGGGGUCAGGCAGGAGGUCUGGGCCUGCCUGCACUGCUUUGAGGCGUACUGCAGCCGCUACGUGAACGGCCACAUGGUGCAACACCACGAAGAGAGCGACCACAACAUGGUGCUCAGCUACAGCGACCUCUCGGUCUGGUGCUAUCCUUGCAACGCGUACGUCUCCAAUGCGGUGCUGCAACCCGCAAAAGAGGACGCUUACCUGAAGAAGUUUGGAACGCUCGACUACGUUUGAGGUUGACCUGCAGAACCGUGAUCGACGGAGGAGGCUGUUUUGUGCCAACGCAAGCGACGGAAACCUGUGAAAAUUCCCACCGUUCCAUUAAAACAAUUUACCAUGUUGUUUAUUUCA